Messenger RNA from Aspergillus pseudotamarii, 1044 nucleotides. RefSeq names its product tyrosinase family protein. NCBI's taxonomy places the organism in Eukaryota, Fungi, Ascomycota, Eurotiomycetes, Eurotiales, Aspergillaceae. Bases 1 to 1044 code for a protein of 347 amino acids. The record is from RefSeq and is a predicted model, not a curated record. Gene Ontology annotation, molecular function: oxidoreductase activity. The transcript has 3 exons.
AUGUACCAAAGGAAGGGCGACUACCAGAAAGGAAUGGUAUGCUCCAGUACUGUCCUCCAGAUAUUCCCAUUUCCAAUAUAUGACAGGAGAGAACUAGACAAGACUGAACGGAUAGAGUAUAUCAACGCGAUAUAUUGCCUGCGCGAACGUCCGUCCUAUUUACCUAAUGAAGAGUUUCCCGGAGUUCGAGACCGAUUAGAUGAUUUUGUUGCGACUCACAUCAACUACACAACCCGGAUUCACCAGAACGGUCUUCUGCUCCCUUGGCAUCGCCACUUCAUCUUCCUUUGGGAAGCAACUCUGCGUGAGGAAUGUGGAUACACAGGCAGUCUACCGUAUUGGAACUGGGCCCUAGAUGCAUACACCUUGUUUGAUAGUCCCACGCUCAAUGGCAACCCGACAUCACUCUCCGGGAAUGGAGCGUUUAAAGAAGACGAGGUACCCUCAUGCAAUUCCCAAAAUACCGAGUGUCUCCCCCGAGGCACAGGGAAUGGAUGUGUGGUGUCAGGCCCAUUCGCCAACUUCCAGGUGCAUAUGGCGCCGAUUAACGCAAGUUUAGCACAGUCAUAUGCCCGCCCCCCUUCCUAUGCCUUCGAUUAUAAACCGCACUGCUUAACACGGAGUUUAAACCCAUUCAUUAUGGCCGUGUUCAACAAUGACACCAUUGGAGAUCGAAUGCUCCAAGCCAGAAAUAUUACCGAAUUUCUCAGACUCAUGGAGCCUAGUGGUUUUGAUGACAUGGGUGCGCAUGGUGGCGGUCACCACUCUAUCGGAGGGGAUAUGCAGAACUUAUUUAUAUCGCCCCAGGACCCCAUGUUCAUGCUGCAUCAUGCUAUGAUCGAUCGCAUCUGGGGUAUAUGGCAGCAACGGGAUCCCACGAAUCGCCGACAUGCCUUGAAUGGCACGACGAUCAUGUACGACCCCCCGGAUGCUCCGCUGGUGACUCUCGAUACAGUUAUGGAGUUUGGGGUGCUGGGUAGUACAAGGAAGGUUGGGGAAGUGAUGGAUCCCGAGGACUAUGAGUAUUGCUACGUUUAUACUUGA